UCUUGUUGGUGGUUUUAUUUGAGCAGCCGCUAAUAUUUUGGGCGGAUCUUACCAUAGCUGUGACUCGGCUUCCUUUCUUUUUCUACAACUUCAUUGCGCACAACUUUUCAAAAGUCGAGAUUGCUGGAAAGGACUGAUAGAAGUGAAUCACUGAAAGCUGGAGAUGACUUCUGGAGGAAUGGGGUUGGAGGGUUUGGGGCAGGACAUAAGCCAAGCGGAGUUAGACUUUUCGGAUCUGUUUCUCUACAACACACCCGGAGAAGAUUUCCCCGUUGGCUGCGUGAAAGAUGACUCAGGUGCUCUCCUUCAGAAUGACAGCCAGCCUCCCUUGCUGGUGGUUGAUCAUCACACCGCAAAUGUCUCCACCUUGGCCCAUCCAGAUUGCAGCCAGGACAACUUCCCUCAAAGUCCCACCUCAGACAACCUGCCAGGGGCCGGGUUUGAGUGUCUGGAGCUGACAUCAGGAGCCAGUAAUAUCCCUGCCCCGAGCCCCAGGAUUGAGAUCACUCCAUCGGGUGAUUCUCUCAGCUCUCACACCCUGGAGCCAAGCCCUGGCUCUAAAGCUCUGGGUGCAUACAGGGAUUGUGUGAGCCCCGCUAGCAGUAACUCCUCUUCAGGCUGGCUGGCGGAUAUUGGCUCUCCCUUGAACUCACCCAGUGUCUCCCCUCCAAACGCCAGCAACUACAGCAUCUCCUCCUCUGCCUUAGACCUGUGCCCAGGUUUGCAGGGGAUCCAUACUUCCUCUGCACACUCCUCUCCUCGCAACAGUAUCACGGAUGAGACCUUCCUGCAGCCGAUUCACCAGCGCUCAACCUCUCCGCUUCCCCACCAGCGUUCCCGCUCCACCUCACCACAAGGCAAACGCUGUUUUGACCAGACCCACCCCUGCCAGGGGGGUACGCCAAUCAAGCAGCGCUCCCGGAGCCCCAGUCCCAACCCGUCACCCCACGAGCCCUACUUCAUCCACCAAUAUCAGGCCCAAGCGGAGUUUCAGUCCCAUGUUCAGACAGCACCACAGGCCCUGGAGGAAGUGCUCAAAAACCUCAGUUCAGGUUUGCCUAGAGUUGGAGCUCCUAAAGGGGUGGGAGCCACUCACCCACAGCCCCCGAGACAGGACUGUGUUUAUGGAGACAUGUAUGACUGGGCCAUUGAUCAUGAGAGGAUGGGCAGGUCUGGAGCUGAGGUGAAAUCUGAGCCCUUCUACAUUCUCCCAUCUGGGUGGGCUCCCCCUCAGCCUGUACAUCAACCCACACCAUGCACAUUCAGUGGUCUCUCUGUAGCACCACUCCCAUCCUUGGAGUGGGCACUGCCCAGUCAGUCCGGCCAAUACGAGCUUCUGAUCCAGCAGCAACCCAGAUCCCACCAUAGAGCUCACUACGAGACUGAGGGCAGCCGAGGAGCAGUCAAGACACCCAAUGGAGGCCAUCCUGAAGUUCAGCUUCGGGGAUACCAAGGCACAAUUCCGCUGGGGCUGCAGGUCUUCAUUGGGACAGCGGAUGAGAAGCUUCUGAAACCGCACGCCUUUUACCAGGUCCACCGCAUCACUGGGAAGACCGUCACCACGCCAAGCCUGGAAAGGAUGAUCAGUGGGACAAAGGUUUUGGAGAUCCUUCUGGAGCCAAAGAGCCACAUGAGAGUGGUGAUUGACUGCGUUGGCAUUCUGAAGUUAAGAAAUGCUGACAUUGAGUUGCGGAACGGCGAGACGGACAUCGGACGGAAGAACACGCGCGUUCGUUUGGUGUUUCGUGUCCACAUCCCUGAACCUGGAGGCCAUUUUGUCUCUCUUCAAGUUGCUUCCAACCCCAUCGAAUGCUCUCAGCGCUCGGCGCAGGAGUUCCCUGCGGUCGAGAGGCAGGACCUGGACCGCAGCUCCGUACUUGGCGGUCAGCAGAUGGUCCUAACUGGACAGAAUUUCACAUCUGACUCCAAAGUGAUAUUUUCUGAAAAGACCCAAGAUGGUCAGCAAAUCUGGGAGGUGGAAGCCACUGUGGACAGAGACAAAACCCAAGCUAAUAUGCUGUUUGUUGAGGUUCCUCCUUAUCGAGACCGAAACAUUUGCCAGCCGGCCAAAGUCAACUUCUAUGUCAUCAACGGAAAGAAGAAGCGCAGUCAGCCUCAGCAUUUCAUCUACACUCCUGUGAUAGCAAUCAAAGCAGAGCCUCGAGAUGACUACCAUCUGGAUUCAUACAACUGCUCAGACAAUCAUCACCUGUCUGCUAUUUCAAUGAAGUCCCUUUACCAUCACUUUGAGCAAGAUAUCAACCCUCCAAUCUUGAAUGUUUCGUCCUCACUCUACCAUCUAGCCACUGUAGACCCCAGAAGCCAUAUGCUGCCACUUGAUUCUUUCGAGGAGCCAGCUUAUUACCAGUCCAGACCUGGGAAUGUGGUCAACAACCCAGUGAUGUAUCACUCUGCAAACCAGCUCUACAGCAACUACAACACCAACCAUCCUGCCUCCAGUCCCAGUCAAUGUGUCAGCGCCCGAACCCCCAUGAGCAAACUGGGCGAGGGUCCGCAGGUCGGGGAUUCCUUUGAAGCCUGUUUGGUGACGAGGCAUCAGGGUUUUGUGCCACCCCUGGGAAAGUCGCCACCUUCAAAAUACGUUCAAGUGAAGGCAGGAAGCCAGAUUCAGCCAGUCGGGCAGCCGCUUAACCAGAUCGGAUCUGCUAAAGGAAACCAUGACGAAAAGGCUCCAGAGAAGAUAACUAUUAAACAAGAGAAUCUCAGCUAUGCCUACCUGGAGGAUGUGAAUGACAUCAUAAGAAGAGACAUGAAAGGCCACAGUGGAGUCUGAACCCGCAACACUUUAACAUCUCUGAAGAUCAAGACUUCUAAAAUGUUAUUGGAAAUAUAUUGCAAGCCGAUAUAAUAUUGGUUUGUAUGUUUUUUUAAUUUCAAGACAGCAUCAUGUUACUGUUGAAUUCAGAAAGAACAGUGGUUCAGCUUUGUAAGAACUUUAAAAACAGCCGUUUAUAAAGAUAUGCUAUGUAUCUGUUUUGCCUUUAAUCACUUUUGAAUUUUUUCUGUUCAUAUUAUUGUACAAUUGCUCUUUUAAGAAUGUAGAAACUAUUUUAUAAAAAAUAAAUUCAGUUUAUAUGA
Messenger RNA from Poeciliopsis prolifica (blackstripe livebearer), 3099 nucleotides. RefSeq names its product nuclear factor of activated T-cells, cytoplasmic 2-like. The transcript has 10 exons. Lineage: Eukaryota; Metazoa; Chordata; Actinopteri; Cyprinodontiformes; Poeciliidae. Gene Ontology annotation, molecular function: DNA-binding transcription factor activity, RNA polymerase II-specific; transcription factor binding; RNA polymerase II cis-regulatory region sequence-specific DNA binding. Gene Ontology annotation, biological process: regulation of transcription by RNA polymerase II; calcineurin-NFAT signaling cascade; cytokine production. The coding region runs from base 164 to 2794 and encodes 876 amino acids. The record is from RefSeq and is a predicted model, not a curated record. Gene Ontology annotation, cellular component: transcription regulator complex.